AUGACAAAUCUUUCUAAGUCAUCGAAUGAAUCUACGCCUUCUAAAGAUAGGCCAGAUAAGGGAAACCAUGAACAAUUAAAUUCACCAAACAUUCCAUUAAUGAAAUAUACCAACAAAAAGAAUAGCAAAGCAAAAAAAUCUCAACAAUCGAGUGGGCCGUCAUACAUUUUGCAAAAAAAAGCUGAGCUUGUACGAAAGAAGGCCUUGUUAUCUAAUGUCAUUAGGGCACAUCCAGAAAAGCAAAAUCCAGCUAAUUUUAAAAUAGAUCGUCCAUCACAACUUACAAACGUGAGCGAUAGUGGAUUACUAUCGCUCCUCAGAUCAAAAACUGCAUUUGGUAAAGCUAUCAGAAAUGACUUGAUAGAAACACCAAAAAGAAAAGUGCCUCUUCUUGUAACUGGGAAACAAAGUAAAAGUGUAGAACAUAGGAGAUAUAUCAAUAAACCUAACAUAGUCAGAUCUUCCUCCACAAUCGAUGCUCAUAAUGAUAGAAUAACACCACUUCCAAAACUACUAGUAGUAGAUAAGACAUCCGAAAAUAACGAAACUACUGAAAAAAAUAAUAAUACUAAAAGCCCAACUUCUAAAGGUGAUGAAAACGAAACAAAAGAAACACCUCUUAAUCCAGUUCCCUUUCAGAGAGGUCCUACUUCAUUUUUAUCAAAUGUAAGAAAUAUGAUACGAAAUAAUAAGAGCAGUGCAGAUCAUUCUCAUCCUUCGACAGCAAAGCCAAAAGUAAUUACUUCAAAAACGCCAUUAAAAAUUGUUCCUGCAGUACCUGACGUAUUUUCAGGAAGUCCGAAAGCAUCCGAGAAUGGAUCAUCAGAUUCGUCUGAUAUUAGUGCCGAAGUGAAUACGGCAUUAAAUAGUCUUUCCCUCAUACCGACUAAUACCAAAAAAGAUGUCGGCGACGAAAGAACUAUAUCUUCUGAAGAGCUAGAAACAGUAUUGCCAAAACAUUCAAAUGUAGAUGAGGUAGAUUCUAGCAACGAGAGAGCUAAGGAUGAUGUAACUAGUUCCGAUAUGCCUACAAAUAUUUCGACACCUUCUAAAAUAACGUCAGAACAAGAAGAAGGAACUGAAAAUAAGAAUAAGGUAUCAAAUGCGCAAAUAGUCAGUAAUUUACCUAAAAUUCCACCAACGAACGGAUUGCUUCCACAAGUUGAUACAACAGCUUCUAACAUCCCUUCAAUUUCGGCACCUGAUAAAAAAACAGCAACAAUUCAAGAAGAUAUUGAACAUGAAGAUAAAGUGUCAAAAGAAUCAAUAAUUACUCAAUCAGCUAAAAAUAUAUCGGAAAAUGAGUCUGCUUCACACAUUGCUGAUGUAUCUGGCAUGCCCCUUACAGAUGAAAAUACCAUUGAUGAAGUGAGCCCAAGUUCUACUUUACCCAACUCUCCAGCAUCAGAUACACUCGAGAUACCUAUCAUAUCAUCUAAACUAGAUGAUACCGAUCACGUCGUUGAAGGUAAGACAGAUGCGUUGAGCAGCGGUAAAGAUGAAGGAAAUACACUGGAAAGUAGCUCUAACAAGUUUCUUUCUCAAAAUAUCACGACAAAACAAAAUAAUGUGGAAGCACUCACACCUAGUAAUGAAGCAAAUAUUGAUAAACAAGUACAGGAUGAAGGUUACAAACAUGGUGUAAAUGCAAACAAACAUUCCUCAGGCACUGCUAAAGAAAAUGCUGUUGCAAAUAUAAACAUACCGCCUGCUACUAACACUUUCGAUAAGACUAAAACAAAGAAUAUUAUUCCGCAUAAGGCUAUCCAAUCUAAAGCAAACUUCGAGAGAGUAGUAGCAGAGUCUAGCCUUCGAUCUCGUCUCACUGAACUAGUUAAAGAAGUUGACCUUGAAGAAAGAACAACGAAAGAAAAAGAUGAACAACCGCACGUUUCUAAUUUCACUGGUGGCCUAUUAUUUUCCAAUCCUGGCUCUGUGGCGCCACCCAAGUCGGCUGCUGAUAGAAAUAGCGGUGGCGUGAUAACUGCAUCUGAAAAGCAUGAAUUCACUCAAGCUCCUGAACAUAAGGGUUCACUUCAAAACCAAGAUGCACCAGCUAUACCGACAAAUCUAAGUUCUGUGAAACCUAGUAUUAAAUAUUCUAAUGUUCAGGCAUCAGUUUCAACUCCGAAGAAUACGAAUUUACCUAUUUUGCCUUUUAAACAUAGCGACGUAAUUCUUCCAGCUCCCAUUUUAACUGUUCAAACUGAUAGACGAAAGGAUGUAGAAAUCUCUGCGGAACCGAGUGUGGAUGUGGAUAUGACUGUAGAGAACGUUAUGAACCGUUCCCAAACCAAAGCUUCCUUACCAAUUCUCCAAAAUAAAAACUCACUUACUCUGCCGUUUAACUUUUCUGAGGAAAUAUCUCCAAAUCCAAUUCCGACUGCAGAACUUGAUAGUGGAAACCAUAUCGGAAGAGAGGGCGAACAGGAUACAAGGUCCAGAGUAAAAACCCAGACUAAUAUGCCUUUAUUUGUACAAAAUAAAACCAACUCGACUAAAUUAGGAACUACAAAUUCAAGUAUGAAGACAGUUGAAUCAAAGGAAGAAGUUGGUUCAAAGUCGAAACUUAAUGCAAUGGAGAGGAAAAGAAACAAUGAUGAUAUUUUAGAAUCGACUAAAUCGAAAUGGAGUAAAGUAUUAUGGGAAGAACCAGAGUCCACUUCAUCACAAAAGAAUGCACUAUUACAACUGUUCUCCAAUGUUUACAAUUCUUCAGUAGCAAGCACUUCAAAAACAAAAUCAUUGGCAUCGGUUCUGAAUAAAUUUACAAAUAAGAGCACUAACACUGCUGCUACAAAAAGUAAUAAUAAUGAGGGAAAUACUUCAUUUAUCAAAGAGAAUAAUACCAUAUUUCCAUCAACCCCAAAACCUCAUCGUCUAAAAGGCUCAAUUAUUUCUUAUUCAGGAUCAGAUGUUCCCAAACUUGAACCGAUAUCACCUGUUACUACGGAUUUUAGUACAGCAAAAAUGGAAAUUAUCUAUAUUCCUGAUGGAGCUGAGGAGGAAGCAAUGAAGCAUGGAUCCAAUAAAGGCUCGACAGACGUUUCCAGCGACUCCUCUGAUGAUUUCGAUGAUAUUGAAAUCCUAGAUUAUAUUAAAAAUUCGUCUCCGGUAAAAGGGAAAACAUUUGAAGCUGAACUGGCUGCUUCACAAGAAGCUCCUGCUGCCAUCGAUCCUUACACAGAAAGAAAGAUGCAUGAUAGAAUACUGGCAAUUGGUGUAAUGGAAAAAUUAGCAGCUAAAACAGUCUAUGACAAGAAUUCAAUUUCUGAUCUAAUUGAAUGUGGAGUGGUAAAGCAUGUACCAUUCGUUGAUGAUCCAAAAUCCAGUGUGACGAAUAAUAUCUGUUCGUAUAACAAUUACGAAACUUCACAUGCUUUUUUCUAUCAACAGCUCCAUAAAAGGGAUAAGCUUGAAUAUAUUCCUAUUGAUAUUCCUAUAAGUGAAGAGUAUAGGAAGUCGCACCCAGUUUUGAAGUUGGAGGACCUUAGAAAUCAUAAAUUAGAUGCACUAACAAAGGUAGCAAGACCUACCAGUGCUUCCAAUUCCAGUGUUCAAGCAGAUAAAAGUUCUAGAGGUAUAUGGAGGAAUGAAUGGAGGGAAACCUUGAAGAACGCCACCGUUUAUAUGGAUCCCACUUAUCCAAAUAAUAUUACAGAUUCAGAGAAGCGCACUGUCGAUGAAGAAUUUGAUAAAAUUAGAAGUAUAUUUGAAACUGAAUUUCAUGUUCAAUUUCUAGCGGCUUUUACUACCCCAGCUCCGAACAUCGUCGUCAUCAAGGGAUCACCAAAAGAUUUCGGUGAUGAAGAGCAUUUUAAAAGAUAUGAGAAAACUGUUAGAGAAUCUCCUGUUGGUAGAAAAUUAAGAAUUUGGUCAACCGAGAAAACUUUACGUUUUUUUGGUAAUAUGAAUAUCGAUUUUGAGAAAUUGAAAUUCCCAACUACAAUGAAUGCGGAAGGUGUUCCAAAACAUGAUGUAACUAAUGUAUCGGAAUCCAGUGAAGAAGCAGAAAAUGAGAUUGAUGAAGGUUCUCCUGACUUUAGAAACUAUCCAUCAAGUAGUAUAGGCCUAUUAGAUCACACCAUCAAACCUAAGGAAGUUAUCAAAGAGGAGUCCCUUAAAGGGAAUAUUUAUCCUAGCGAAGGUGUUGUAACCGCUAUUAGAGAAAUACCGCAACCGAUAUAUCAAAAUGUACAAGGGCCAGCUGUUAUUUCGAUUAAAGAUGAAAGUAGGCAUAAGAAAGUGCAACAUGAGCAAACUCGUGAGGAGGAUAUGCUUGUCUACUUCGAGGGCUUGAUCGAGAACCUCUCUAAGAAUAUGGAGAGCAGAAACCAAGAAAUCCUUAAAUCUCAAGAGAUUAUUAAAUCGUUAUCUGGAUUAGUUAUGGACAAUGAAGUUAAAUUGAUAUCACAAACCGCUGAAGUAAAGAGAGUAGAAAAAAUUGCUGAAGAAAAUGAAAAAGAACUCAGAAGAUAUAAGCACCUUUUGAAAAAAAGGGAUCAUAAAGUUAAGAAACUUACAAAGAGACUUAUUUCUAUGCAACUGAGCACAGAAACCCAUCAGAAAACAGACAAAAAACUUAAGAAACUAUUGAGAAAACUUGCUCAAAAGGAGCGACAAAUUAAACAAUUAGAAAAGAAGUGCUCAAACAGCGAAGUUAAUAGUAAUCCGAAGAAAAGCUCGAAAAAAGAUUUGAAAAGAGGUUUUAAGAAAGAUUUAAAGAAACCGAAAAAUAAGCCAACAUUUUUAUACAAUCUCGAAACUUCGCUUCAAAAAUCCAAGAUGGUAGGGGACAUUUCUCCUAUUAUGCAACCUGUUUAUUUCAGUGACACUAUCGAACAAGAUGGGGCGGAAAUUCCACACAGAGAAGUAAGAAAAAUUCAGCAUGCCUAUGAAUGA
Naumovozyma dairenensis CBS 421 is the source of this 4902-nucleotide messenger RNA. It is a transcript of the gene SIR4, whose product is annotated as chromatin-silencing protein SIR4. Lineage: Eukaryota; Fungi; Ascomycota; Saccharomycetes; Saccharomycetales; Saccharomycetaceae. Bases 1 to 4902 code for a protein of 1633 amino acids. The transcript has a single exon. The record is from RefSeq and is a predicted model, not a curated record.